Molecule: messenger RNA, 1413 nt
Organism: Caenorhabditis briggsae
Lineage: Eukaryota; Metazoa; Nematoda; Chromadorea; Rhabditida; Rhabditidae
Exons: 7
Coding region: 1-1413 (470 amino acids)
Biological process (GO): ubiquitin-dependent protein catabolic process
Molecular function (GO): ubiquitin protein ligase activity
Source: RefSeq, a predicted model, not a curated record
AUGCGCUUACUGUUAUUCCUAUUAGUCAUUAUUUUGUGCAAUUACACUCUGGAUGCACGUCCAUCGGUUUCCCAUACACAACUCGCGUCGCAAUUCAAAUUCGCCGAAAAAGCCGAUAUUUUUGUGACGCACAGGAAUAUCAAUGAAGGUACGUUUUUGGCAGAAAAAAUCGUACUCAGGACGAAAAAACGAUCAAGCUGCUUUGACCUCGUAUCAUCGUUUCGUGCUUGCGAUGCUCGUCGAAAAGGACUGGAUCACACUGUCUUCGAACACGUUUCCGUGGUUUUCGUUGAUGAUGUUCAGCCAUUUUUAACCGGAUGUGUUGCAUUGGAUAAUCAGGCGAGAUUCGCUGAAAAGUCUGGAGCAAUGGCAUUGGUUGUUGGACCAGCAUCACGCGUUGAGAGGACGACGAGGCCAAUGACGAUCGGUGGCUCGAAAAUCCCAAUCAUUGUAUUGGAUGACGAAGAAACUGAACGCCUUCGCGCCGAGCUCAAGCUCGCUUCUGAUCGAGGAGCUGUCGCAAAACUCAGGAUCUCUUUUAUCGACGAAAAACCAACAAAAGUUCUGAAACUUCAAGUUUUCCGUCCAACUGUUCUCAACAUCACUCUACUGGGAUUAUUAGUCAUUCUCAUAGUUUUUGUAUCCCUUCUCGUGGUGGUCAAAAUCCGAUGCCAGCCAACAAUGCAUCGUGAGAUUUGGCUCCGUGCUCUCGCCAGAACCGCUUUGACAAAAAUGGAAAUUCGAAGCUUCCAGAAGGAAAAAGGAGCUGAUAGUGGGAAGAAGAAAUCAGGUGGAAACACAUUUGCGAGGUUGAAACAUCAUAGAUCCUCAUCAAGACACUCGUCAUAUCUGGCAGUUUUUGGAUCCUUGACUUCUGUUGCUCAGUCAACAUCUCAUUCAACACCAGAAAGAUGUGCAAUUUGUUUGGAUGAUUAUGAAGAAGGAACUGAAUUGAGAGUUUUGUUCUGUGGACACGAAUUCCAUCCGAAGUGUGUUGAUCCAUGGUUGUUGUCCAAACGAAGAUGCCCACUGUGUCAAUUUGAUGUCGUUUACAAGCACUAUCCAAAAGUAGACUCUCCGGAAAAGGCGUCAGGCCCAUCCGACGACACCGCAUCUCUCCUUCCCCGUUCAUCGCCAUCAGAAGCUCCACCAGUUCGAUCAUCUCGUCAAUCCCGAUCUCACCGUAAUCCUCAUCCAUUCCCUUCAAUGACCCGCCCAUCAUCUCAUCAACGUCCAAUUCCUCAACCAGUGGCUCCAAGAACCAGAAGUUGUCCAAAACGGCGUCAGCUGAGAUCCCGAAAUCAGAUUGAUUUUUCGGUGCGGAUAGGAGGUUACUCCUCUGACGUCUCCUCUUCUCAUGCUGAACCAUGCCGAUCGUAUGAAAUUGAGCCACGUACCAUCCAACAGUUAUAG